Filobasidium floriforme is the source of this 549-nucleotide messenger RNA. RefSeq names its product class I glutamine amidotransferase-like protein. The record is from RefSeq and is a predicted model, not a curated record. Lineage: Eukaryota; Fungi; Basidiomycota; Tremellomycetes; Filobasidiales; Filobasidiaceae. Bases 1 to 549 code for a protein of 182 amino acids. The transcript is spliced from 5 exons.
AUGUCGUCCUCUCCCAAGCACCUGAACGUAGGAGUAGUCCUAUUCCCCAUCGCGCUGCCCCUCGACUUCGUUGGCCCGACGACCCUCUUCUUCACGCUGGAGAAAAAUGGCGUCCUCAGCUCAGACCCUCCUUCUCACACCUUGAAAACGAUCUACCUGGGUCCGACGCUCGAUUCCAUCGAACUAGCUGGAGGCAUGUUCCUCACCCCGAACAAGACAUUCGACGAGGCCUUGAAAGCAGAAGGCGAGGACAAGCUGGACGUGAUCCUGAUUCCCGGUGGACGAGGAGCUAGGCUCGGACCGGGCAACGCCGAAGCCAGGACGUUUGAGGCUACCGCAGAACACGGCGUUGACUGGAUCCCCAAAGCUCGAUAUGUCCACUCCAACAAGUUCUGGACCGCCUCCGGUGUCUCAGCAGGGAUGGACAUGGCUUGCGCUUGGAUCGAAUCCCUAAUUGGAGCGAAGGAUACUGAAAGGGUACAAGCUUGGGCAGAGUAUACUGCUGCCGGCGAGGACGAUGACCCUUGGGCUGCCAAGCACGGGCUGUAG